Molecule: messenger RNA, 2511 nt
Organism: Pseudonaja textilis
Lineage: Eukaryota; Metazoa; Chordata; Lepidosauria; Squamata; Elapidae
Source: RefSeq, a predicted model, not a curated record
GCCCGCCUGGCGGCAUCUGCGAUCGCCGCGGCUCUCCGGAGAAACGGCUUCCGCGGCGCAUCUUGCAGCAACAACCGUCAUAGAGGUAGAUUUCCAGUAGCAAUCAAAACCAGUUUCCUGGCUGUGAACUAGUGGAAACGGAUUGCCUUUAGAAGUGGUGGGUGCUCCAUCCCUGGAGGCUUUUCAGAAGAGACCGGACAGCCAUUUUGAGCGGCUGGCGGACAGAUGGACGACAGUGAGGAAACCGUCGACCUGAAGACUCCCGGAUUCCUGGAACCGUGUGUUUCCUUCCUGGAAGCAGCCCCCGACAUUUCGGGUUUCCGCAAAGUAGAAGGGAUCUGUGAGAUCCAACACGGAUCGGUGGGUCUGCCCAGCAUGAUCCCUGUGCUGGAAGAAGGCCAUCCCGUCGUCGAAGGGACGUCUUACAUCUGCUCUGAUUGUGGGAAGAGUUUCUGCAGCAUCUCCAGCCUGAUCAACCAUCAAAAGCGAAACCACUCGGGGGAAAAGCCCUACAAGUGUGCAGACUGCGGGAGGAGCUUUCAUCAGAGCUCGGAUCUUGUGAAACACGAGAGGAUCCACACAGGAGAGAAGCCCUAUAAGUGCACUGUGUGCGAGAAGCGGUUCAACCAACGCUCCUACCUGAUCGUACACGAACGCUUCCACACGGCAGAGAAGCCGUACAAGUGCUUCCUCUGCGGGAAGAGUUUCUGCUCCAACGCCCACCUCAUGACCCACCAGAGGACCCACACGGGGGAACGGCCCUAUCAGUGUCCUGAGUGCGGGAAGCGCUUCACCACCAGCUCCAACUUCGUCAACCACAAAAAGACCCACACGGAAGAAAAACCUUACAACUGCUCCCUCUGCGAGAAGAGCUUCAAGCGCAGCUCGAACCUGAUCCAGCACGAGAGGACCCACACGGGCGAGAAGCCGUAUACCUGUCUCACGUGCGGGGAGAGCUUCGCGUCCAAUUCGGGCCUCGUGAAACACCAGCGGAGCCACACGGGGGAGAGGCCUUACAAAUGCUCGUACUGCGGGAAGUGUUUCAGCCAGAGCAUGAUCCUCACCCAGCACGAGAGGACUCACACAGGCGAGAAACCCUGCAAAUGCCCGGCCUGCGGGAAAAGCUUUCGCUCCAGCUCGGAUCUCGUGAAGCACAAAAGGAUCCACACGGGGGAGAAACCCUACAAAUGCUCCCUGUGUGGGAAAAGCUUCACCACCAGUUCGGAUGUGGUGAAGCACGAACGGACCCACACGGGCGAGAAGCCGUACAAAUGCGGCACUUGUGGGAAAAGCUUCAGCCAGAGCGCGCACCUCAUGCAGCACCAGAGAAUCCACACGGGGGAGAAACCCUACUCCUGUCUGAUUUGCGGCAGGUGUUUCACCUGCAGCGCGCACUUAGUGGUCCACAAACGGACCCACAAAGACGGGGAGGUGUUAAAAGUAUAACCGUAGGUGUUGUCUCAUGCGGGUGGCUUGCAUUUACUAGCAGGCCCGCUCUGUGUGUGUGUGUGUGUGUGUGUGUGUGAGGGAGAGACAGACAGAGCCAAGAUGCUAUCCGGAGACAAAACUAAUCCCAAGUUUUGUCUGCUGCCACGAAGCCAGAUAUCUCUAAACCUAACUAGAAUCCAGAAUAGAGGACGAUAGGAAAAAAAUGAAUAGGAAAAAAAUGACCUUAGUAAUGGGUCUGUUUUUAUUAUGCAUGGAAAAAAAGAAAAAAAAUCAAGUUAGGAGAGAAGCCAUAAUUUUCCCCACUCCAAUCCAGACGGGGAUGCGGGGAGAAGGUCUGGAGCUUGCUCUGCAAAAUUGGCGGUAAACCUGAAAUGAAAUUAACUGGAUUACGUUCGCCAAACACACUAUAUUGUGAUUUUCAAUAUGAAUUGUGAUGUGUGGUUCCUUUGUAAUAAAUAGAUGGUUGGGGGUUGUGUGUUUUCUCUGGGCCUUUUUUUUUUGACACGGGCCUCAAUUUUGUGGCUGGGCCAAGUUGGAAACUCUGAAAUCGCAGAUUUUUUCACCCCCCUGACAUUCGAGUUAUCCUCAGCAGCUUCUGCAGGAGUGGUCAAAAAAGGCAAAAUGGCAGCCACAACCUCAUAGAAUACAAGCCCUGCCUCUUUUUUACAAAUACAGGUAGUCCUCGACUUACGACCACAAUUAAGCCCCAAGAUUCCUGUUGUUAAGUGAGACAUUUGUUAAGUUCGUUUAGUGGCCAUUCGAAGUUACAAUGGCACCGAAAAAAAGUGACCUUUGACCAUUUUUCACACUUAUGACCAUUAACGGCAUCCCCAUGGUCGUGUGAUUUACUCUUCUGACUAAGGCUUCUUGAGUCAGUAACAAUCACACGCCUAGUCCCUAAAGCCCUAUUUUUAUUUCAACGGCUGUGAAUUAUAUUCAUUCACAGCCCGUAAUGAGUCCCAAACAGUUUGUGAAUUGUUCCAAGAGACGUCUGCCACGGUCUUUUCGGGAAAAGGCUGAUAAGCACCCACCUUUAUCUCCCUUGAAAUGCUGCCAAUGACU